This is a messenger RNA of Papaver somniferum (opium poppy), 2919 nucleotides long. RefSeq lists its product as uncharacterized. The record is from RefSeq and is a predicted model, not a curated record. The coding region runs from base 1 to 2919 and encodes 972 amino acids. The transcript has 4 exons. Lineage: Eukaryota; Viridiplantae; Streptophyta; Magnoliopsida; Ranunculales; Papaveraceae.
AUGGGAGACUUUAAUUGUAUUUUGCGUCUUGAUGAGAAGAAGGGGGGUCUGGAGCCUAGGACCUCGGCUGUCAAUGAUUUUAGUGACUGGAUGGAUGAUAACAAUUUUUUCGAAGCCGAUUCUCUGGGUACCAAGUUCACUUGGACUAAUAGACAAUCGGGCUCUGAUAGAAUUAUAAGUAAACUUGAUAGAGCAAUUAUUAAUUCUGCUUGGCUGGCAAAGUAUGAAAACUGGCGAUAUAAAGCGCUUCCUAGAGAAGUCUCGAAUCAUUCUACUCUGUUGGGUUAUCCUUUUGUGGUUGCUCGUCCUAAGAGAGCUCCUUUUAGAAUGCAAAAGAUGUGGUUUUUGCAUUCAGAUUUCAUUCGUAUGGUUCAUGACAGUUGGAAUAUGCCAGAUCAGUUGAGAUUUGAAACUGCUGCGCGCAUCUCAGAUGAAGAUCCAACUGAUAUUGCUAAACUUAAUAUUAUGAAGGAUGCUAUGAAUACUCUUGGCGAAACCAGGCUUCAGCACACCACAAUGCUUAAGCAAAAUUCUAGAAAUCAGUGGCUUGUUGAGGGAUCAAGCAACUCCAAUUUCUUUCACAAUAGUAUUCGCAUCCGAAGGAGUUCAAACACUAUUUCCGAGUUAGUGGAUAACAAUGGAGUUACUAUUUCUGAUUAUGACCAGCUGCGCAACCAUGUGGAGGAGAAAUUUAAUGGACAUAAGUUGGAUUAUGAUAUGGAUUUAUUUGAUUUUGUUCAUGAUUCCAUUACUGCUGAGGAAAGUCUUGCCAUGGACAAAAUUCCUUCGCCUGAAGAAAUCAAACAAGGGGUUUUUGAUUUAGGAGCUGACAGUGCUUCAGGUCCGGAUGGCUUUUCUGGGUGUUUUUAUCGUCAUUGUUGGGAUAUUAUCCAAGAUGACUUGGUUAAGGAUGUGUUUCAUUGUUGGGGUACUGGUCAUAUUCCGAAUGGUGUGAAUUCUAGCCUUAUCAUUCUUCUGGCCAAGGUGGCGUUUAUGAAGGGACGCAAUAUCCAUGAGAACAUUAGUUUGGCUUCUGAGAUGGUCAAUGAGCUUCAUCUAAAACGCAAAGAUGGCAACAUUGGUCUUAAACUUGAUAUAUCUCAAGCUUUUGACACGGUGAGUUGGUCAUUUGUGUUAGAAGUUUUUCGUAGAUAUGGUUUUUCCGAUCAGUGGUGUUCUUGGAUUUUUAAUAUCCUUAAUUCUGCUAAAAUCUCUAUUCUUCUGAAUGGUAAUCCUGAGGGCUAUUUCAAAAUUAAUAGAGGUUUACGUCCAGGGGAUCCUCUUUCUCCUUUGAUUUUUGUUCUGAUUAAAUACAUUCUUAGCAGAAAUAUUACGAAGUUUUUUAGUGAGAAGAAAAUGACCCCUAUGGUUACAAGAGGUAGCAUUUCUCCUACUCAUCUUUUCUUUGCUGAUGAAAUUAUGAUUUUUUCCAAGGGAAAUCUAAAGAGUCUACAUAACCUGGUGGACUUAUUGGGUAAAUACCAACGCGCAUCUGGCCAAACUGUGUGUCGUCAAAAGAGUAAGAUAAAUUAUGGUGGUGGUUCUCUGAGUAGAAGAACUUAUCUUGCUGAUUAUUUAGGGAUGAGUGUUGCUACUUUUCCAGACCGUUACUUGGGAGUUCAAAUUAUGCCAGGCUCGGUUAAAUAUCAUCACAUUGAAAAUGUGGUUGAGAAGAUUAAAUCUCAGUUGGCUGGUUGGAAGGGAAGACAUUUAUCUUUUCAUGACCGUAUUAUUUUGGUUAAAUUUGUUAUUGCCAGUUAUUCUAUUCACAACAUGGCUAUCUAUCGUUGGCCACGGAAAUUCAUUCUUCAAUGUGAAAGAGCAAUAAGGAACUUUAUUUGGUCGGGAGAUUCAAAUGUUAGUCGCACUGUUGUAGUUUCUUUCGAUAAAAUCUGUUGCCCUUUUGAGGAGGGGGGCCUUGGGUUACCUCGUAUGGCUACUAUUAAUACAACUCUUCUCAUGAAACUUUGGUGGAAUAUUCGUACUUCUAAUAAGAAAUGGGCUGGUUUUUUACGAGCUAAAUUCUUUGGGAGAAAUGGUUGUAUCAAACAAUUUAGUGUUAAAUCUUCUAUUCUUCCUGGUAUUCGGAAGGUGCACCAACUAGUUGAUUCUAACACUAAAGUUCAGCCGGGUGAUGGAAGGUCUACUUCUCUUUACUAUGAUGCUUGGCAUGGUAAUAAGUGUGUUGCAGAUAUUUUAAAUGAUCAUUCACUUCACAGAACUGUUUUGGUAAGUGAUGUUUUGGUUGAGAACCAAUGGGUGAUCCCUGAUGUUCAUUUGAAUCUUUUGCUUGCUGCGCGUUUAGAUGUUAAUCAGCUUCCAAAUCCAGUUGGAGGGGAGGAUACUCGAAUUUGGAUGCCGGAAUACAAAGGGCAAUUCACUGUUAGCUCAGCCAAAAUUUUUAUUCGGCAGAAAUAUAGUAUGCUGGAUGGGGCGUCUCUCAUUUGGAGAAAAGAGAUUCAUCCAACAUUAGCUGCUCAAAAUUGUAAGUUCAUACGUAAAGCUUGCGCCACAUAUGACCUUAUCAGAGAUAGAUUUAAAAUCCAUCUAGCGAACAAAUGUUCUCUUUGUGGAACUACAGAAGAGACUCUGGAACACAUCCUUUUUCAGUGCAGUUUUGCUUCUCGUGCUUGGAAUUGGAUUUCAUCCGUUUUUGGUAUUAAUGCUAACUUUAAUCUUUUGAUUUCUUACAAGGCUACUCGGAGUAGGAGUCGAAUGAUUCGUGACCUGUGGCUACUGGCAAACCUGGAAUAUGGUGCUGGUGGUGUCAUGUAUUCUGGUGUAGGAGUUUCAUGUGCUGGUGAAGGUGGUGGUGUGUACAUUAGUACAGGAGUUACAUUAGUGUGUGUUGGUAGUAGUCUUUUUGCUAAUAGAUUCAGUGGGGUUGGUGAUGUUUUUGUGGUUGGUGGUGUUUUUUAA